Molecule: messenger RNA, 1230 nt
Organism: Cokeromyces recurvatus
Lineage: Eukaryota; Fungi; Mucoromycota; Mucoromycetes; Mucorales; Mucoraceae
Product: serine/threonine-protein phosphatase PP-Z1
Exons: 4
Coding region: 1-1230 (409 amino acids)
Cellular component (GO): cytoplasm; nucleus
Molecular function (GO): protein serine/threonine phosphatase activity
Source: RefSeq, a predicted model, not a curated record
AUGGGUAAUAUUUCUUCAAAAAGAAAAAAGCAUAAUAGACCAAGUAUUAUGCGAACUGAAGUACCUGAUAAUGAACUCUCAAAUGCAACUGCAACUUCAGUUAAUUCUAUUCUUGUUAAUAAUUCAAUAUCAAAAUCAAAUGCUAUUAGUCAAUCUUCAAGCAUUCCAAAUGCAAUUCAACAAUUAGAAUCUCCACCUUUAAGUCCACAACAAGGAGAGAAUCAGCUUACAAUCAGUUCACAAAAUCAACUAACAGCUACUUCUAUACGAUCUAUUGGUUGGAAUUUAGAUAUUGAUGAAUGUAUUAAUCGUCUAUUAGACAUUGGUAUGAAAAAUAAAAUAUCAAAAUCAAUUUGUUUUCGAAAUUCGGAAAUUGUUGCUAUUUGUCGUGCUGCACAAGAAGUAUUUCUUUCUCAGCCUGGUGGAUUUCCUCCUGAUUCAAAUUAUUUAUUUCUUGGUGAUUAUGUAGAUAGAGGCAAACAAGGAUUAGAAACUAUACUUUUAAUGUUUUGUUACAAGAUAAAAUACCCAGAAAAUUUUUUUUUACUAAGAGGCAAUCAUGAAUGUGCAAAUGUAACACGAGUUUAUGGAUUUUAUGAUGAAUGUAAACGAAGGACGAAUACUAAAGUAUGGAAGACAUUUAUAGACGUCUUUAAUACAUUACCUAUUGCAGCACUUGUGGCAGGUAAAAUAUUUUGUGUCCAUGGUGGAUUGAGUCCAUCACUGCAUUCCAUGAAUGAUGUUAGAAACAUUAUGCGGCCUACUGAUGUGCCUGAAUAUGGUCUUUUGAAUGAUUUACUAUGGUCAGAUCCAUCAGAGUCAGCGUUUGAAUGGGAGGAUAAUGAAAGAGGAGUUUCAUAUUGCUUUGGAAAAAAAAUUGUAAAUGAAUUCUUGUCUAAACAUGAUUUAGAUUUAGUAUGUAGAGCACACAUGGUUGUUGAGGAUGGAUAUCAAUUCUUUAAUGAACGUACUCUAGUUACAGUCUUUAGUGCACCCAAUUAUUGUGGUGAAUUUGAUAAUUUUGGAGCUAUUAUGAGCAUCAAUGAGGAAUUAUUAUGUAGUUUUGAAUUAUUAACGCCUAUGGAGCAUCCAUCAGCUGCAAAAGUUCAAGAAGCACAGAAGAAUAGAGGACGAAGGCUAAGUCCGCCUAUAAUUGAUCCUUCAGCUGUACUUAAAUUAGAAGAAGAAGAGGAAGAAAAAGAAGAACAACAGCAACAUAUAUCUACAUAA